GGCGCGGGCUGGUCACGUGGGGCAGGCGGCCGGGGAUGGAGGCGCGCGGGGAGCUGCGGGUCGGGUUCGUGGGGGCCGGGCGCAUGGCCCAAGGGGUGGCGCAGGGCGCGGUGCGCGCAGGAAAAGUCAAAGCUGCUAACAUCUUGGCCAGCGCACCGUCGGACAGGAACUUGGGCGCCUUCCAGGAUUUGGGCUGCAGGACGACACACUGCAACAGUGAGGUGCUGCAGCGCUGUACCCUGGUCUUUCUAGCCACCAAGCCUCACCUGCUUCCUGGAGUCCUGCAGGAGAUUUCUCCUGCCAUUACCCGGGACCACAUUAUCGUGUCGGUGGCUGCUGGAGUCACUCUUCAGGCCCUGCAACAGCUUCUCCCUGCUGGGACCAAGGUGCUGCGGGUCAUGCCCAACCUGCCCUGCAUGGUGCAGGAGGGGGCAGUGGUGUUUGCCCGGGGGAGCUGUGCUGGAGAGCAGGAGGCUGCCCUGCUGAAGAGCCUGCUGUCCGCCUGCGGGCUGUGUGAAGAAACACCCGAGUCCUACAUCGAUAUCCACACGGGCGUGAGUGGCAGCGGGGUAGCCUAUGUUUACUUGUUUGCUGAAGCCCUGGCAGAAGGUGCUGUGAAGAUGGGUAUGCCCAGUGCCUUAGCUAAUAAAAUUGCAGCCCAGACACUGCUGGGAGCAGCAAAGAUGAUCCUGGAGACAGGGGAGCACCCAGCCAAGCUGCGCAGUGACGUCUGCACGCCUGGCGGCACCACCAUCCAUGCCCUGCACGAGCUGGAGAAGGGGGCGCUGCGGGCCACCGUCAUGAACGCUGUGGAGGUUGCGACCGUGCGGGCUCGCGAGCUGGGCAAGAGAUAGGGGCCCAGCUGGGCGGGGUGUUCCGGGGCGCCUAGCCUGUCUGAGCCACAGAGUAGCUGCCCACAUGCGAAUCUCCAUCCCGUGAUGGAAGGAAGUUUCCCAGGUUGUGCAGUACCAAUGUACAUCCCAUUCUUCCCUUCCUAGGUGCCUCUCCCUGCCUGAGGGAUUUCGAGCUCCAGGUCACCAGUGAUCUCCUCUAGCCCAAGUCCCUCCCCACAGGGCCUGGCUUCCCCACAUGUGAGGCAGGAUCCCCUCGUGUUCCUGGCAUCCCCCGACGGGCAAGUCAGAAGGGAGGGGCUUGACCAGCCCUGCCCCGGCCAUGGGGACUUCACACUCGUAUCCAUUCCAUACACAUUGGCUGCUCUUUCCAGACGGUGUGUCCCUAAUAAAUAAUAACAACAGCAGGAUGUGGGAGCUGCUGUCCCAGAGUCGUGGCUUCUUCUGCUCUUCUUUGUUUAGAGACGGUGCCCGUCCUCCGAAGGCAGCCUUGGCACCAGACUCGCUGUCUGCAUGCUGCUGUUGGGGAAACAGUCCCAGCCGGUAAAGUGCAGCCUUCCCGUCUGCCACCUGGUGCCCCGGUGGCAAUCCAAGCCACCCAGCGCCUCACAUGCUGGUGUCUCUGGUCUGGUGGGGGACGGUGUGAGCAGAAGCUGGUUUAUAGGAUGCUCUUCCUGGGCUGGUGGCUCAUGGAGCCUUAAUGCAGCCUGCAGCUUCCCUCCCACUGUAGCAGGGAGGUGCAGGUCCCAGCAGCCCCUGCUCCCUCUCAGUGCCUGGGUGAGGGGGGAAUUCCCUGUAUUCCUGACUGUUUUCAUUGGUGGGUGGAUAGGAAAUAGGUAGCAGCAGGGGCCUGGGAGAGACCACAAGCUCCAGCUGCCUGUUAGCAGCUGCACCAGCAGUCCCAGGAGAGCCCCAGCUGCCAUGCAGCAUAGGAAGCCAUGCGUGCCAGCAGCAGGUGGUGAAAUAGAGCUGUGCUGUGCUGUGCUGUGCCCUCCAAGGGUCUGUUGAUCUCUUGGCUCCUCUGCAAACUAAAGGGUUAAUGGUGAAGUCAUCACCACCUAUUCUAGUCCAUGCAAGCUGGCCCUGGCCUGAGGGCAAGCAGCAGUGGGCAAAAUCCAGGCAGGGCUGGUCAAAGGCAGUAUGCACUGCAAGAGGAGAAGAAGCUGUUCCAUGGCUGUAGGUUGUGUUAACCCUCCUCCUGCUGGAGCAUUUUCAAUAAGGGGGGUUGGCACAAAUCCUCCAUGCACAGUAGUUCCUCCACUCUGCUGCAGGGCCAAAUCCAUCACUACGCACUGUCCUUGGCUUAUUGUCAAAUCGAAGUCAGGUAGCCCCCACAGCUAAAUGCUCGGUGAAACCUGCUAUUGACAGAACCAGGGAGGGAGGUGGGUAACUGGGUCUUCUGGUAGCUAGAAGUGGGAAAGGGAAUUUAUCUCCUCCCUCCUUUGGGCAGCAGUGACAGUCAGGUGGGGCAUCAAAGUUUAUCUCUCCAGGCCAGCAAACUUGGACCAACAGCUCUGGGGCCCUAUUGUCAGCCUCUCCGUCCGGCAACAGUACCUUGUCUGGAUGUGUGAUAAAAUGCCCAGCUGUGACAGAGUUAACGACAACAUGCAGAGGUACCUGUAGGGCUGUGUUCCGGCUCCACUCCCAAUGAAACCUACCUACCUGCUCCCUCGGAGAAUGCACCCCACGUGCUUUGGCCAUCACAGGCUAAUGCACGGAGGGCUUUUCCCUCCGUGGCUCUCGAGGGCUGGGUGGCAUAAUUGUCCCUAUUCUACAGCUGGGGAAACCGAGGCACGGGACGGCAAAGGGACACAAGCCAGGUCGGUAUCGGAGCGUAGAGCUCUGAUCUCCUGAGUGCUCUGCCUCAUCUGGCAGCCUGGGACUUGAGGCCUGCCACCCCAUCCCUGCCUGGUGAGCUGGUCCCAGCAGGGAGCUAAGAGCCCCUCUCAUAUUAAUGCAGGGGAACCCGCAGCAGGGCAGCAAAGAUCCUUCCUGAACUGUGACCCCCGUUUGCUCUGGUGUGGGGUGGGUAGGUGUUACCAGCUCUAAGCCGAGUGGUGAGCUGCAAACAGAAACUAGCUGUACAGCAAGUGCGUUUGCCCUCGGCAAUCUCUGACUGGCUGCACUACCAGCCCCUCAGUGCAUGCUUCAGGGUCUUGAGUCCACUGUGCCUCUAGCACAACGCAUGGCCCAGAGGAGGAGGAUGUGCUGUGUGUGCCCCUUUUCCAAAUGGCUCUGAAAUGUGUUGCCUGCCCAGCUUCCCCCCCGCUGCUCCCUCCAGGAUCUGUCAGCCAAACUCACGGUCCUGGGACUCCAGCUAUGUGAUGCACCUUGGCAAGUAGGUGCUGUGGCAGGUGGCAUCAUGCAGUAUUCAUAUGGCUUUGGAGAAUGACACAGAUGUGGCCCGGUCCUCCAUUUAGGGGCCUGAAUAGAUGUCCCUGCAAGGCUAAUUCCCAUCUCAUGUGCCACCUCCCACUCUGUUGGCUUGCUCUCAGCCAUGCAGCCAGCCGUCUUUGUUCCACCCCCAUUUGCAGCCCUUCAAGCCUGUGCAGACAGCUCCUGUGCAGGACUCUGAAUUGGCUUCAGGUUGAAAUAAUGAGCAGAGUGAGGGAAAGGAUACAGGAGGUAGGCAGAGAAGAACAACACAGGUGCCUGUGGGGCUGGAGGGACUGUCUCAGGAGGAGAUGGGAAUCUGUAUGGGGCAGGAUCUAAAGCCCACUGAAGUCAAUAGGAAUCUUUCCAUUGGCUUUCGUGAGCUUUAGACUGGGCCACCGAGAGGGGGAAUUGCAGGGAGUUUGAUUUUUUGGGGAUAGAGCAAUACCUCCAGAGUAAGAACAGUGGGGGACAGGCUGAAGAUCUAUCCCCCUCCAUCCAUCCUCCCCCUCCCAUGAGGUUGCACCUGGAGCUGGUCAGGAAAUGAAAUGUUUUUCAUCUUUGUUAACAUUUUUUCAAAAAGAUUUUCAGGUUUUCAUUGAAAAACAGGGUCAUUUGGGGAUAUUGUCUGAUUCCCCCCCAAAAAAAUAAAAUAAAAACUUCAUUGAAAACCAACAU
Dermochelys coriacea (leatherback sea turtle) is the source of this 3902-nucleotide messenger RNA. It is a transcript of the gene PYCR3, whose product is annotated as pyrroline-5-carboxylate reductase 3. The coding region runs from base 36 to 854 and encodes 272 amino acids. NCBI's taxonomy places the organism in Eukaryota, Metazoa, Chordata, Testudines, Dermochelyidae. The transcript has 6 exons. The record is from RefSeq and is a predicted model, not a curated record. Gene Ontology annotation, molecular function: pyrroline-5-carboxylate reductase activity. Gene Ontology annotation, biological process: L-proline biosynthetic process.